AUGGCUAAGCUAGCCAAGGAGGUUACAACUGUACAACGUGUCUUGGAAUCUCUGUUCCGCUACUUCGAUAAUGAAAAUCUCUGGUCGCCUCAACAUGGGCUUGCCCUUGCUGUCUUGUUGGAUAUGCAGAUGUUAAUGGAAAAAACUGGUCAAAAUACACACUUGUUGCUCUCUGUCUUAGUAAAGCAUCUUAAGCACAAGAAUGUCAUUAAACGACCCGACAUGCAGCUUGACAUUGUUCAAGUUACCACCUCCCUUGCUCAGCAGUCAAAGAUUCAGACUUUUGUAGCAAUAAUUAGUGCAAUAUUUGAACUAAUAAAGCAUUUGCAAAAAUGCAUACAUUUCUCACUCGAUGAUGGGAACCCAAGGGAUGACAUAAUAAAAUGGAAUGCAAAGUAUCAAGCAGCAGUAGAUGAGUGCCUUGUGCAGUUAUCAAAUAAGGUUGGGGAUGCUGGGCCGAUUCUUGACAUUAUGGCUGUUGUGUUGGAGAAUAUCUCAACCUCUACCAUUGUGGAAAAAACAACAAUUUCUGUUGUUUAUCAUAGUGCACAAAUAAUAGCAGCAAUCCCAAAUUUAUCAUAUCAUAACAAGGCAAUAGCAAUGGGCUUCCAAGUCAUGGCAGCAAGCUUUAAUCUUCCAGGCUCCGGAACUUUAUAUCUAUCUGUUGGUGGGAUGCUACUUGCUUACGGUAUGAUGAAUGAUGCAAGCAUUCUGAUGAAUGAUGUGAAUGGUCAUCAUGUCAUGUUGUAUUACUUCAAAAACUUUAAGGAACAUACUAAGGUAAUUUCUAAUGAAGUUUAUCUGAAUUAUUACUAUUUCUUUGGUAGAAUUUUUUGA
Molecule: messenger RNA, 837 nt
Organism: Magnolia sinica
Lineage: Eukaryota; Viridiplantae; Streptophyta; Magnoliopsida; Magnoliales; Magnoliaceae
Product: protein SEMI-ROLLED LEAF 2-like
Exons: 5
Coding region: 1-837 (278 amino acids)
Source: RefSeq, a predicted model, not a curated record